AUGGCUUUUUUGAAGCGGGCACUACAUUUGCUGGAACUCAUUGAAGAUCGGAGGUACGGGGAUGCGACUGCGUUAACGAAAUCUGUGGCUCAAGAAGAAAACGGAGUGCUGGAAGGUUUCGCUCCAGACCUGAUCUACAAAGUCGCUUAUAGUUUUGGAAAUGAAGACAAUCCUCAUCUGAAGGACCUACUUAUGGGAUUGUUCAGUUUAAUGUUGUCCGUGGAAGAGAAAUACCGUUUAUGCUACGAACUGCUCACAUUGCGAACAUCACCUGAGCUCACGGAGGUUCUUGUGUCUCAAUUAGGAACUUUAAUUAGCACAGUUUUCCAGACGCAACACCCGAAGUUAUGGAGCCAAUUGUGCGAUGAAUUACCACUGAAGUUGGAACAACGACUUUGUCAAAGAUUAGCAAACAAAGACGAGGAUGCUAUAGUUUUGCGCGCUUGUUACAUGAACGUUCUGCCUAUAAUUUCAAGGUUUGGUCGCCUUGUUGAUCGCAUACUCAGCGAACUUCCUAUGGAAGAAGCAGCAACUUAUCCGUUCCUUAUUUGGCACGCCAGAGAACACCCAUUUUCUCCAAAAUUAGAGAUGUUCUUGCUUUUGCUACGAUUCAUUGACGAUAUCGGUUCAGAGACACGUGGAGUUGCUAUUAUGGCAAUGUUACAGGGUAUCAUAUCGUAUUUUCCGGUGCAACCUCGAGCCCUUCUUCUGAAAAACAUUGUUUUUGGAAUUACCAGCAAGACAGCAAACGAGUCGAAAGCAUUGGCAUGGUUGCUAGAUCAAUUCGAGCAUCAUUUGAAUGAGAAGGUUUUUGAGGAUGAGUUGGGGAGCGUUUUUGGAGUUUUAGAAGACGUCAUUUAUGACGACAUUGUUGAUUCAAGAAGUUUUUAUGCAUCACUGCUGCGUCUUAUUCGGAGCUUCACUCGCAACUGUUCCAAUACCAAAUUACUCGCCGAAGUGCGAAAGCGGCUUAUAGUACGCCUGCAUGAAAAGCUGGUAGAAUAUCUACGUCUGGACGUGAUGAACGAGAAAUCGAGAGCCAGUCAAGCGGACCAAAUUCUAUCCGUUGAGCUUGUUUGCCCUUCUUCAAGUGCAGACGAGGAGGCCUAUCCUCUGAUAGUUUCAGUUCUAAAGGACUGUGAAGAGACUUUGGUCAUUAUUGAUGGAGUACUCCAGAACUCCGUAACAUGA
Angiostrongylus costaricensis is the source of this 1191-nucleotide messenger RNA. Lineage: Eukaryota; Metazoa; Nematoda; Chromadorea; Rhabditida; Metastrongylidae. The record is from the annotation of a GenBank genome assembly.